Molecule: messenger RNA, 3801 nt
Organism: Rana temporaria (common frog)
Lineage: Eukaryota; Metazoa; Chordata; Amphibia; Anura; Ranidae
Gene: KDM4A
Product: lysine demethylase 4A
Exons: 22
Coding region: 290-3289 (999 amino acids)
Biological process (GO): chromatin remodeling
Cellular component (GO): nucleus
Molecular function (GO): histone H3K9 demethylase activity; histone H3K36 demethylase activity
Source: RefSeq, a predicted model, not a curated record
CUGUUUUCCUGUUGGCCGACCGUUUGGGACGCAUUGCGCAGGCGCAGCGGAGAGAAAACGAAAGGCGACGCUGAAAGGAGCUCCGGGAAGACGGGCGGAUUUGGGAGACACAGCGGGCGGAGGAGCGACUCCACCUCGCGAUCGACUCAUCGGCCGCCCCGGGGACUCCGUCCCUGAGAGACACGCCCUGUCCCGGGCCUACCGGGCGAAGACGACCGACUGAAUUCUCAGCGCUUCGAACAGAAAGCUCCUCAGACACUGAGAGAACCUCUCAGGAUUGGACGUCAGAAUGGCGGGGGAGAAUGAAAACCCGAACCCGGGCUCCCGGAUCAUGACCUUCUACCCGACCAUGGAGGAAUUCCGCAACUUCAAGCGGUAUAUAGCGUAUAUCGAGUCUCAGGGAGCGCACCGCGCAGGGUUGGCCAAGGUGGUCCCUCCCAAGGAAUGGAAGCCUCGGGUCUGUUACGAUGACCUGGACGAUCUGGUGAUUCCGGCGCCCAUUCAGCAGGUGGUGACCGGCCAAUCCGGACUCUUCACACAAUACAACAUUCAGAAGAAACCAAUGACCGUCAAAGAGUUCAGACGUAUCGCUAACAGUGACAAGUUUUGCACACCUCGCUACGCUGACUUCGAAGACCUGGAACGCAAAUACUGGAAGAAUCUGACUUUCAACGCUCCAAUUUACGGUGCAGACGUGAACGGGACUCUCUAUGAUAAGCAGCAUGUGGAUGAUUGGAACAUCGGCAAACUGAACACCAUCCUGGACGUUGUGGAGAGGGAGAGCGGCAUCACCAUAGAGGGUGUGAACACCCCAUACUUGUACUUUGGCAUGUGGAAGACGUCCUUUGCCUGGCACACUGAAGACAUGGACCUGUACAGCAUCAACUACCUGCACUUCGGGGAGCCCAAAUCAUGGUACGCCAUUCCACCUGAGCAUGGCAAGAGACUGGAGAGAUUGGCCAAAGGCUUCUUCCCUGGCAGCGCUCAAAGCUGCGAAGCAUUUCUCCGUCACAAGAUGACGGUCAUCUCGCCCUUCAUCCUGAAGAAGUACGGCAUCCCCUUCGAUAAGGUCACUCAGGAAGCUGGCGAGUUCAUGGUCACCUUUCCAUACGGCUACCAUGCUGGCUUCAAUCACGGCUUCAACUGUGCCGAGUCCACCAACUUCGCUACAUUGCGAUGGAUCGAGUACGGGAAGCAAGCUGUUCUGUGUUCCUGUAGAAAAGACAUGGUGAAGAUCUCAAUGGAUGUGUUUGUGCGCAAGUUCCAGCCCGAGCGUUACAAACAGUGGAAAGUGGGAAAAGACUUCACGGCUAUCGACCACACCCAGCCCACCCCGGAAGCAGCAGAGUUUGUGGAUGAACAUAAUGAAUCUGAACAAAAGAAAAGUGUGACCAAACACCGCAUCGGAACCAAGCGGCACCGGGUGUGUUUGGAGGUCCCAGAAGAGUUGAACCAAAAUGAGGAGGACUUCAAGGAGGUGCCGUGUGAAAUGGAGACCACCUGUGUGAACGAAGUCAAGGAGGAGGAGUGCAGCCCGGAGGACACAGAACCAGGGUCUUCUGGACAACAAUAUGAAACUUUGAAAAAUGUAGAAAAUUAUGGCAUGCCAGAAAAUUACACUCCAUACUCCAACCCGGCCAGCCCGUCCUCCAGUGCAGACAGCUCCUCUUCAUCGCAGGACAGCUCCGCGGACAGUGCGGCCUCGUCGGACACGGAUUCUGACUCCCAGCAGAGAUCUAUGUCUAGGAAGAAGAGCGGUGCACACAGCUAUUCCAAAGGCAAAUCUGCAGAGCAGAAGAAAACCAGCUCCAUGGGCAGCUUCACCGAACAUGAACUGAAAGAGGUUGCUGAGAAGCACAGGAACAUGCAGGAGCACCAGAAUGCCAAAAGCAGAAGACAGCCCCUCUGCAAACUCCCCCGUUACCACCCGUUGGUGAUGAAGGAGAGCGGCAGUGAAGAUGACCAGCCUGAACAGACUCUGAAGGAUGAUGAGUUUGAAGAGAUGGAGCCCUGGGCCAAACCCCUGAGCCAGCUGUGGCAGAACAAACCUCAGGCCUUCCAGUUGGAGAGCGAAUACAACCUGGCCUUGUCUCGGGUCCCUCCGCACUGCUCCGUGUGUCUGCUCUUCAGGACAUAUUAUCAGUCGAAUUGUGAAGCUCCAAGCACGACUGACACGACCCCUGUAGCUUUCCAGCUGAAAACAAAGCCACUUAUCCCUGAAAUGUGCUUCACAACCACCAGCUGCAACACCGACUUGAACCUGUCGGCUCCGUACCUGGAAGAGGAUGGAACCAGCCUACUGAUCUCCUGCAGAAAGUGCAACGUUUGUGUGCAUGCAAGUUGUUAUGGAGUGUCCAAAGAUAAAGCCGUGGAGGGCUGGAUGUGUUCUCGCUGUGAGGAGGAUGCCAUGACGCAGGACUGCUGCCUGUGUACUCUUAGAGGUGGAGCGUUACAGAAAGCCAACGAUAACCGGUGGGUGCAUGUCAUGUGUGCAGUGGCCAUCGCUGAAGCGAAAUUUGUGAACAUUGCCGAGAGGCGUCCUGUAGACAUCAGUAAAAUCCCCUUGAUGAGGUUCCGGCUGAAAUGUGCUUUCUGCAAGAAGAGGCGAAAGAGGGUGGCAGGGUGCUGCGUCCAGUGCUCACACGGCAGGUGCCCCACGUCCUUUCACGUCUCCUGCGCCCAGGCCGCUGGAGUGAUGAUGCAGCCGGAUGAUUGGCCCUUUGUGGUGUUUAUAACCUGUUCCAGACACAAACCCUCCCAGAAUGAGGGAAAAGAUGCAGACAGAGACAUCGUAUUGGGACAGACGGUAAUCGCCAAGCACAAGAAUGGCCGCUACUAUCAGAGCGAGGUGGUCAAGCUGACAAAGGAAACCUUCUACGAGGUCAAUUUUGAUGAUGGCUCUUUCAGUGACAAUCUCUUUCCAGAGGAUAUCGUGAGCCGUGACUGUCUUAAUUUGGGUCCUCCAGCCGCUGGGGAUAUUGUUCAGGUGCGCUGGACAGACGGCCUUGUGUACGGUGCAAAAUUUGUUGCAUCGCACACUAUUCAGAUGUACCAGGUGGAGUUUGAGGAUGGUGCUCAGCUCCCAGCAAAGAGGGACGAUGUGUACACUCUUGACGAAGAGUUGCCAAAGAAAGUAAAGUCCCGUCUGUCUGUGGCAUCCGACAUGCGCUUCACGGAAAUCUUCACGGAGCAGGAAGUGAAGCAAGAGGUGAAAAGACAGCGAGUCAUCAACUCCAGGUAUAGAGAGGACUACAUUGAGCCCGCCCUGUACCGCGCCAUCAUGGAGUGAAGUUGCACUGCUCGGCCGCUCCACAUAGGGGGGGGGCGGCGCACAACCCUGGCCAACCGUCUUGUUCUGUUGGGACCUUUAUAUCUUUACUGUGACUGGACUCUUUCCACCUUUUUCAGAUACUGAGGCCCUGCCAUCUCUUUGCAAAGCAUGAUGGGUAAAGGACAAACUUGGAUGAACUGUCCCGGGUCUCGGCACCAACUUUCUGUAGACUUUAUUUUUUUUGGCUUUUGAGCUUGCAGAGGUUAUUCAUGGCUCUACCUACUCUUGGAACAGUGUUACCAAUAUCCCCCUUCUAUGAUGGACUCUCUUGCCUCACCCUCUGUAGCCAACCCCCCCUCCAGGAGCCUUUGCAAUCAACUUGACAUUGAUGGGAACUUUUUCUUUCCUCUCCCCCCUCUCGCUAAUUGCUUCAGUUUGGACAUUUAAAGGCUGGGUUGACUUUUGAUAUUUGUGGCGUUGUAUGAAAUGGACGUGUUCUUGCUGAUUAAAUAAACUGCAGAUUAACAUGA